CUCUCGUGUUGACAAACGAGGCACGUAGAGAGGCAAGUCGGCGACAGUACUUGAAAGUUCGGAGAGGUCAAGUGCCACUCCAUGAUCAGGAAUACUUACAGUUUACUCGGCUAUUUUAGCAAACACUUUCAAGUAAGAUCAUACAGUAUGAAGAUCAACGAAGUGGUAAGCUGUCUGAACAACCUGGCACCCACAUCACUUGCAGAGUCUUGGGAUAAUGUGGGGCUGCUGGUGGAACCAUAUACCAGAAGAGACAUUAAGAAGAUGUUGCUCACCAAUGACCUUACGGAAGCAGUGAUGGAUGAGGCAGAGGAGCUUGGUGUAAACUUCAUCCUGUCGUAUCAUCCUCCAUUGUUUAGGCCAAUCAAGAGGAUCACUUACAAUGCUUGGAAGGAACGCAUUGCCGCAAGGUGCCUGGAAAAGGGCAUUGCCGUAUAUUCACCUCACACGUCCUAUGAUGCUUUAAAGGGAGGCGUAAAUGAUUGGCUCAUUGAAGCUUUUGGUGAAGGGUUAGUGAGCCCAAUACAAGCAAGUACAACCUUCCCGUCCUUUAGCCACAAAGUAACUGUUGCUGCAGCUGACGAACCUGAAGCUUUGGAACUAAGGGACAAGUUUGCCAGCCACCUUGACAAGUCUCAGAAUGUUACAAGGUACCUGUGCAUGGGUUUCUACAAGCCAAGACACUCAUCUAAAAUGACUGUCAUAGGAGAUAAAGUGCCUAUUGUUGGUCAUGGAAUGGGAAGAAAAUGCAAGUUGUCGAGGCCAAUGAGCAUAACGGAAGCUGUUGGCAGGAUCAAAGCCCACCUGGGUCUUCCCUAUGUCAGAUUAGCCCUUGCUCAUGGAGCAAAACUAAGUUCAAUGAUUCAGAGCGUUGCAGUAUGCGCUGGUUCAGGAUCAUCAGUGUUGCGUGGUGUCAAAGCAGACCUGUGGUUGACUGGAGAGAUGUCUCAUCAUGAAGUGCUUGAUGCCACUCACCAUAGGUCUUCAGUGGUACUUACAGACCACUCAAACUGUGAGCGUGGAUAUCUCAAGACGCUUCAGCCACGUCUUCAGGACUUGUUUGACCAGAAAAUAGAAGUAAUUGUAUCAAUGAAGGAUAGAGAUCCUCUUGAAGUUGUUUAGGAACUAUGACCUCUUUUUUUUGCUUUUCAAUUUGCUUUUAUCAUUAUAAUCUUCAAGCUUAAAUUUGUCCCGCAUAAAAAGGUGAUUUGACAAUUACCAGUGACCUUUGUAUUGGUUGUAGGGGACUAUAGCAGUCCACAAAAAGAGCUUAAACAUGUGGGGCAUGGUGUAGGCUCAUACAUUUCUUAUGGUUCUGAUUUUGGGUUUUGGGUUUCUGGGAUUUUUCUUUCAGACAGCUCCCUUGUGUGAGAGCUGAUUUAAGAGAAUGUUAAAGCCAAAGUCAAAAGUGUACCAUUUAUUUGGAGAUUGUGAAUCCCAAUUCAUUAAUAAAUUUGAAUAUAUUG
This is a messenger RNA of Penaeus vannamei (Pacific white shrimp), 1466 nucleotides long. Lineage: Eukaryota; Metazoa; Arthropoda; Malacostraca; Decapoda; Penaeidae. The record is from RefSeq and is a predicted model, not a curated record.